UAUUUAUUUCAUUAUAUAAAAAAAGUUGAAACGGAAAGAAUUUUUUUUAUGUCCUUUUCCACGGGGAAACGAAAUCGUCAAAAGUUACUAGAAUAUCUUGGGAAUAAAUAGAAACCAAUUACCGAGUGAAGAUAGCUUGAGAGUUACCAGGGAUCACACAAUCGACAAAAAUCGAAAUAGCAAUUCCAAAAAAUCGCGAUUUCCACAGCUCAUGAAUUUCUUAUGAUUCCAUGUUUUUUUUUUUUUUUUAUUAUUACAUAUAUAUAUAUAUAUAUAUAGUCAUUCAAACAUGGUUGUUCCUCGUAGCUGAGCUUUUCAUGCUCUCGUCCCUCUUUUUCCUUCUCCUUCCAAUGUCCGAUUAUGUUUGCCACUUCGUUUCAAGUGCAAAAAGUAUGACACAAGUGCAGUUACCAGGAACGGCCCUUGUAUGUCCGAACGUAUCAGCUUCUCGUUAUGUCGAAACGAAAACGAUGUAAUAGAAGGAUUCACAUUUUCCGCAACUCUCCUAGUUAGUGGCGGGUGAGAGAAGACGGUACGCGGGACCAGCGAGGAGGAACGAGACCAGGCGAUCCAGCUCGUUCACGAAUCGGUCCAAGUCAGUCCACCGAACAAAACAUGGACGCCGUGGAGAUAAAUACGUCGGAUCCGCCGCAGGGCGAGGACGCGAUCGCGUCCCCCGUCAAGAUAUGCCGCGUGUGUCUGCUCGACAAUCUGAUGAUGCGCGAUCUCUUCGCGGAGACCGAGGUCGCGUCCCUGUCGGAAAAGGCGAUGAGCUUCGCCAACGUUAAGAUGUUACCAGGCGACGGUCUACCAGCACAAGUGUGCUGUAUGUGUGCUGACAAGCUAGAGUCGGCGUACGAAUUUAAGUUACAAGUGGAGCAAGCUGAUAGUGUUCUUCGAGAGAAACUCGAGGUUGGAGGAAUAAUAAAGGAGGAAUUGUUUCUUAACGAGGUUGAAAUCCACUUAGAUGCCGAGAGGAGUGACAAUAUGGAUGAGAUAAACGUUAGUGCUGAUUAUGGAUCUACUGCAGUGUUGCCAGUGGAAUCGGAAGCUGACAAGAAUUUUCUGAAAAAUCAGUUAAUGAUGUUGGAAGCUGAAAAAUUGGCAGAGACGGGAGAGAUACAGCAAGGUUCACAAGACAAUUCACAGGAAAUUACACAUGAAGUUAGUCAAAGUAUUGAAGAAUUGCAGCAAGAACUAACCAGCGAGGAUGACAAUGAUAUGGCGGAUGUUAUCGAGGAAUCUAGAGAUGAAGUAUCCAAUCACGAAAAUAUUAUUCGAAGUUGUACCGAUGCGAUCCCAACAGAAGAGCAUGAUUAUAUUAUGCAGCAACAGUGUAUCCUGCCUGCUGAACAACUUUCGUUGCAGGAAGAGAUGCAGCAGAGCGUAUCAGUACUUGAACAAGACACAAUGGAACAUCAAGAAACAUCAAUCGAGCAGAAUCAACAGAUUCAUCCUGAGCAAAACCAAGAGAAUCAGAUCGAGGCAUCUCAAGAAAUUCAGGCUGAGCAAAACCAAGAGAUUUUGAUUGAACAUAAACAAGAAAUUCUGAUUGAACAAAAUCAAGAAGAUCAAGCCAAACAAGUUCAGGAAAAUGAAGCUGAGCAAAAUCAAAAUAACAAGGAAUUACUUAAGGAAUUGUUCAAGGAAGAAUUUAAAAUCGAUAGUAAUGAGCCAACAGUGGAGCAAGAAUCAUCUCAGAAUGAAACCAGAAGAAGUAAACGAAGAUUGGCACGUCGAAUAUUCACCGAGCGAGAUUCCGACGAGGAGAACUAUUUCGAAAAUCUGAAUCUCAGUUCUCGAUUGAAAAAGGCGCAAGCGGACAAGACAGAGAAGGUCUUUUACAUGUGUUAUUUGUGUGACAAGCAAUUUCUUUCAAAGAGCGUCUUGAAAGAACAUAUGCAUUCCCACGAAGAGGUAAGAAAGACAUUGUCGUUGAAGAAAACGCCAGAGAAACCGCAAAAGGUGCCGACCAAUGUUUCCAUGACGAAAACUCCGCCAUCCGGAAAGAAAGCCAACAAGUGCACUUACUGUGGUAAAGAAUAUCUGUACAUAAUCUCGUUUGCUAAACACAUUAGGCAACACGAGCGGGAGCGAGAGGAAUCUAAAGAAGAUCCGAUGCCGCUCGAGGUAUCGUUCCACGAGGAUGAAAACAGUCUAGACUUUGACAACGCCAACAGAUCGGAUGAUGAAUGCAGAAAACGAAAAAUAGGAAGUACAUCCGACGACGCCGCGAGCGAUAAUGAUCAAGAUAAGAAGAGAAAGCGUAGUUACGUUGAGGAAUUUGCGUGUGAUAAAUGUCCAGAGAAAUUCGAUACAAAACGCGACUUGCAGAAGCACUUGCUUACACAUAUUAGCUUCAAGUGCAGUGUGUGUAAUGAGGAGUACGAAACCCUGGAGCAGCUGAGAAAUCAUCGAACGAAACACGUGGUCGAAGGCGUGCUCAGCGAGCAGGAUUUGGAGGAGGACAUAAAGCAGAACAUCGAGAACAACGAUGGAAACAACAAGAAUGAGGACGAGGAGAAUAACGGCGAAUCUACUGAAGAAUCUACGAAGGAAUUCAAAUGUCCGACAUGUUCGAUGAUGUUCUCGCGCAAGAAAGCUCUCUCCAGACAUAUAGAGACGACACACUCUAGCACUCGUUCUUAUGAAUGCAAGAUAUGUUGUCAGCAGUUUGUUCGAAAGGAUUUGUUACGAAGACAUGCUGAACAGCAUGCACGAGUAAAAACCUACAAGUGUACCCAAUGCAAUAAGACUUUCGGCAACGAACUGACUCUAAGAAAUCAUUUGGUUGCCACGAAUCAUAAGACGUUCAUACAUGGACAGGAAUACGAUCCGAAUAAGCGUAUAAAACGCGUGGCGGCGAAAGCGGCGCAGAAGAUCAUCGAUAAGAUCAAGACAGAGGAUGGACUCGAGGAUUACGACGACGAUGACGACAAUACCGAUUAUAAGGUAGACGGGCAUUAUCGCCGUAAACGCGAUGCUACACCAAAGAAGUAUAAUUAUAAGAAGGAAUUUGAGUGUGCAACUUGUAACAAGAGAUAUAGUUCGAAACAAGCGCUGACGAAGCACAUGGAGCAACAUGUGAAGGAGGAGAAAGCGGAAAAGGCAGCGGAGAAAGUGGCGGAAAAGCUGAAGAAGGCCGCUUUGGAGAAGAAGGAGACGCAGAAAACUAGUAACACAGGCGAUAACGAUGACGAUGACGACAAUGAUUCUGAUUUUGAAAGCGGCCUCGACUGGCCGAUGGAUAGUCAUGAGUGCAGCACGUGCAAAAAACGAUAUAGUACGAAGAAGUCAUUGUUGCGUCAUCAGUUGUUACAUGAGGAACCGAACUUUGAAUGUGACAUCUGCAACGUCAAGUUUUAUCGCAAAGACAAGCUGAAGGCGCACUACGACAAGUGUUCGGAGAAAAAUCCUGACCAAGUAAGGAAAUGCAAUAUUUGCGGUGACAGUUUCGAGAACAACGAGAUCCUACGGGAGCACAGAGCCAAGCACGUCACCGAGGGUAUUCUAACGGAGGACGAUCUGAGAGACAUCGAGCCAAAAUCCGAGGAAAAGAAAACAGGCGAGAAGACUGGCCGGAAGAGAAGAACCGACAUCGUGGGACUCGAGUGUACCGAAUGUAAUAAACAGUACACUUCCCGAAAGGGUUUGCUGCGGCACAUUCAAGUGCACGAGGGUAAGAAGUACCUAUGCGACAUAUGUCCAAAGAAGUUUUACCGACGAGAACAUCUGAAGAUCCACGUGGCCAAGCACAACAUGGUCAAACCGUACAAAUGCACCCGUUGUACCAAACGUUUCAUCAAGGAGGAACAGCUCAACAAUCAUCUACCCAAACACGACCGCACUUUCAAAAAAAACAAGGAGACCGACAGCUCGAAAAGAUUUCUGUGCGAGAUCUGUAGCAAGAGCUUUACGCAGUCGACGACACUGAUAGCGCAUUUGCGCGCCCACAACGGCAUCAAGCCGUUUGUGUGCGAGGUGUGCUCCAGGCCGUUCACCACCAAUGCGUAUUUGAAAAUGCAUAUGCGCACGCACACGCAGGAACGCCCGUACAUUUGUCAGUAUUGCUCGCGAGCAUUCGCGCGUGCUGACACGUUAGCAAAUCAUUUGACGUCACAUACCGGCGAGGCCAAAUAUCACUGCAAGUGUUGUCCAAAGAACUUUCGACGACUGAAGUCAUUAAAGGAACACAUGUUUAUUCACACGGGUCAACGACCUUACGAAUGUCCGACUUGCGAUAGGAAGUUCAACAAUAAUGGCAGUCGCUAUGCGCACAGUAAGCGUUGCAAACAGAACCUUUUGCAGAAUCAGAACCGAGCGCAGCAGAUGAUUCAACAAACGCAGCAGCAACAACAGCAACAGCAGCAGCAGGUGCAGCAGCCUCAGCCUCAGCCGCAACCAAUGCAGAUACAGGUACAACAGGCGCAACCACAUCCAGUCAGGCUGCAUCAGGCUACAAUCGGUCAAGCGCAAGUAGUCAAGGCACAGAAUAUCAAGACAAUCGCUAUAGCGAGACAGGCCGACCCUACCACGGUCGCCACGACGCAACAAGUUAUACAGCAUCAGGAGUUAAUAAUGCCUCUAAUCUUACCACUUACCGUCACUCUUACCGACGUUGGUGAGGAGGUAAUACUACCCGAAGGUACAAAGAUAUUCACCACCACUUAAUUGAGUUAUCUCUUUUUCCAUUAUGAUAUAAGAAAAAAAAAGAGAUAUACUAUUCGACGAUGAAAGUGCACCUUGAUGAUUGCUCAAGUUGAAUAAAUUGAGCGUUCUAUUCUUCUGUGACUCUUCCGUUUUCAUCCCUGUAAUUUUGAUGCUAGAAAAUCGGAAGUGUGAUGCUUCAUGAUGAGAUAUCGUGCGUUAUCAAAGGAUUUUCUUAGAUUGGACAAGAAAGGGUACGAUGCUCCAUUAGAUAUACUGUUAUGCGAAACGUACGAUUUAAUAUAGAGAAGAGAAAGAAAGAGAGAGUGUACAUCAUUUUAAUUAUGUAUGAAACGUUAUAUUGAAAUUUAUUUUUGCAACGGUGAAGGUAUUAUAAAAAGCGAUAUAUGUAUAAUUUAUCUAGAAGUUUUAGCUAUAUGUACCUUUCCAUAAUAUAACGUGUAUUACCGAGAAUGAAUAAUGUAAACGUUUUUGACAAAUCAUGAAAAGACAAAAAAUAAAGAUGUCUUUAUCAUGAACGUGCGUUGUAUAUGUAAAAUAGUUGGAUUUUCUUUGAGAGACAUAAUAUGGAUAUAAGAGAGUAGUUUUUAAAUACUUAAAGUUUAAUGUAUUAAGUAAUAAGACUUGUUCCAGAAAUCUUACUUUCACUUUUUUUAAUCGAAUACUUUCAUUAAAAAAUCGAUUGCAAAAAUAGUUUGAAUGUUAUCAAUCUUAUCGUUUUUAUUAUAAUUAUUAAUUAUACUACGUAAUUAUAUAAUUAUAUAAUUGUAAUCAUAUAAUAGUAAUUAUAUAAUUAUAACAUUAUAUUGUAUACAAUGAAAUUAUAAUAAUUGAUAAACUAGAAAUACAGCGAUUCUAACGAAUUGAAUAACGAAUUGUAAUCUGGCAUCAUAUAAGAGUUUCUUGGAUCUUUAUCCAAAUUUUUUUUCUUAAAACUGAUUUUCUUGACUUUGAUCUUCUUUUCUAUAUGUUUAAUCAAUAUUAUAUUUCAAUUGUAUAUUGCUAUAUUGUGUUAAUAUUGUGUUAAUAUUAAUUCUUAUUAGAAUCUGUUGUCUUAUAUAGAAUCUGUUAAGUGAUGUCAUGCUGUGUUUUCUGGAAUUGAUUCGUAUGAACGUUUAGUUCGCAUAUCUGUUAUAUUUACAACAAACAGUUCUUCGUACAAAAUUCUAUACAAUUUAGUAAUUUUGUUUCCACUAAAGCGUAUGAUAAACGAAAUGACAAAGGUUUCAAAAAUUAUAAAUUUUAUAAUAAGUAAGUUUCAUGCGACGUGCUCUUACAUAUAAUAAUAAUAACAAUAAUUCGUGUCUGCGUAACAAUUGUAAAAUUAGUACGGAACUGAACUACAUGUAUAAAUAUACCAUAAGCAUUGUUAUAUGUAUGUGAGACAUGAUUUCUUAUUUAGAUUUUGUUGUAAUAAAUAAAGUAUUUGUUCUAAUC
Pogonomyrmex barbatus (red harvester ant) is the source of this 6105-nucleotide messenger RNA. RefSeq lists its product as uncharacterized. The record is from RefSeq and is a predicted model, not a curated record. Gene Ontology annotation, biological process: regulation of transcription by RNA polymerase II. Lineage: Eukaryota; Metazoa; Arthropoda; Insecta; Hymenoptera; Formicidae. Gene Ontology annotation, cellular component: nucleus. Gene Ontology annotation, molecular function: RNA polymerase II cis-regulatory region sequence-specific DNA binding; DNA-binding transcription activator activity, RNA polymerase II-specific; zinc ion binding.